Molecule: messenger RNA, 4257 nt
Organism: Photinus pyralis (common eastern firefly)
Lineage: Eukaryota; Metazoa; Arthropoda; Insecta; Coleoptera; Lampyridae
Exons: 2
Coding region: 1409-2926 (505 amino acids)
Molecular function (GO): zinc ion binding; nucleic acid binding
Source: RefSeq, a predicted model, not a curated record
CGUUAACCGAUCUUUAGUUGCACAAGCAUUCAUAAAUUAAUUGAUUUUUGUGAUAUUGAGCCAGUUAGGCAUACAUUGAUUAAUUUUACCCAGUAUUGGGGAUUUAAAGGCCGCUUACUUUUAAAGCCGAACUGGCUUUUAGUGAGAGGUACGUUGUCCGAGACCUAGGAAAAACAAAGUGGUUGAAGUUCGUGUCACCUGUUGGUCAUUCCGUACCCGUAGCAUAGAGCGUCCCUGAUAUCGGAAGUUACUUAGACAUCGUCAACAUCUUCGCAGUCCACGCUUAAGUUAGGUAGCCAGUUAUUGAAGCCCUCAACGACUUGGUUGGUAUGUCUUCAUGUAACCUAUGUGUGUCGUCCAUUGGGAAGUCGUCUAGCCAGUUGGAGGCAUACUUGUAGAUACAGGCGGGCAGUUGGAAAUAGUCAUUCGGUGGUACGAGCCACUGCCGAUGAAUUGUGUAGUUGGUAGUAUUAUAAAAUAUAAAAGUUUGGGAGUCAGAGCCACUAUUUGUGUAAUAAAUGUUGUUGUCACUUACUUGUAUGUAAAGGUGAUUCGUCGUACCGUCAACCCAGCUAUUGCUGACGCACAAAGACGCUCUGAGAAUCACAAAGAACGAAAACACCUUAACGCUGGCAUAAUCGCAUAGCCCGAUUAGUUUAUUGUUGCCCAUAUUCUAACAUCGGGGUUGUUUCUCCCGACUCAAUUACCUACUGUAGUUCCAAAUUACAGCCUAUCCGAACUACUGUCACUUAAUUUAUAUUAUACAGGGUGCGACCGGUAGAAAGCGCUUCCUACAAGGGUUCGGCCGACCUAAUCAGUGGUCAUUAUUACCAAAAGGUAUUGCGGAUUAGUCGGCAAGGGGGUUCUUGGAGAAGUCCCUGUAGUCACCGCGAAAUUUAAAGCCGCUUCGAGUCACCUUAGGCUUGUUCAUUUAGUUGUGAGAGUAGGAGAACAAUUUAAUUAGUUUUAUUUGACAUUAAAUAUUCAUUAGUGGCGCACAUUUUGUUUCUUUCCUUUUUCUAUUGCGGCAAUACCCUUCCUGUAGGUCCGGCAGGAGAGUCACUAGGGAUAAGGACCUGGCGCCUCCCGAGCAUUCAUUUAGAGUUCGUUCUGAAGAACUACCACGCCCGCGCGAGAGUUAGCCGCGGAACCUAAGUUACCUCGCCGCAAUUCCCGACAGCUUAAAUAGGUAACAAAUUGGCGCCCAACGGUUGUUUUUUUAUUUUUUUUUAGGACUUAAUUAGUUCGUUUUACUACUUAAAAGGGUGAAAAUAUAGGAAUAGGUUAAUUUUAGUUUUAUAGUUAUUUUUGGGGGAGAGGACGUUCGACGUUCCAAGUGGAAACAUUAGGUAUAGGUUGUAUAUAUAUUUUUCUUUUUUUUUGGGAAUACAUUAGGUUAGUAUUUAGAAUGGAGGUUAAUAGGUUAUUAGGAGAUGAGUUGUCUUAUGAAUUAGCCAUUAGAGAUAUGUCGACUAGUGGUACUGUAGCCGAAAAGCGCUCUGCACUUCGAGGGUGCCUAAGAUUAGAAAACUCUUCACUAACACCAAUCCCUAACUUGUCUAAGUUAGAUAAUAAAAAGGAAUUGCAAGUAUGCUCAAGUAAAUUACAAGAAUUGGAACAAUGCAUUGAGUCAUUUGAUCAAACCAAUAGGGAAAAUGAAUAUAAACGAAUACAAACGCGUCUAUUGCAUGUACAGGGUCGAUUAAAACGACUAGCAUGCGAAAAUUCCGAAUUUACUGAUUUACGGUCCGAACUCCUUACACACUGUAUGCGUUUAGUUGAAUAUCUAGAAGAAAAGUACGAUCCCGCUGAAGUCCAACUACAGCAAGGAGACAACGGAUCUAUUAUUCCAAUAGCACAGAGUACAGCACCCCAACCUAGUAUGAAUCCCAUGAUGCCAGGCACCUCAGGCCCUUCGGUUAUGCAGUGCAGUAUCAUGGAUGAGCCAAUCGUCGAACAAAUAAUCCCUAUAACGGAAAACAUCGCUUCAAGUCCAGUACAUAGACCAAUUCGGUCACAAGCGAGACCUACACAUUCUUCGACCGCACAUCCCGUUGGGUUUUUCAACGAUUCGAUAGAGAUGCAACAAUUAUUAACAAAGCCCAAAGGAGCAAUAAUUGCGAAAUGGAAUCUGACCUUCGAUGGACAGUCCAGUCUGCCAAAUUUCUUAGAGAGGAUAGAAGAACUCCGUCAAGCAUGGAAUCUUUCUAAAGAGCAAGUAUUCGAAUCAGCUUCUCAAUUGUUCAAAGGCGAUGCGUUAAUAUGGUAUCGAGCUGUAAAAGGAACCAUACGCAACUGGGAUGAUUUGACUAGUGCUCUCAAGGAGGCUUUUCUACCAUGCGAUUAUGAAUAUGAACUCAUGGAUGAAAUUCGUCAAAGGACACAAGGCAUAGAUGAGCCAGUAAUCGUCUUCAUUGCAGUUAUGGAGAAUUUAUUUAGAAGAUUAUCAAGAUUUCCUUCGGAAACGGUAAGAGUGCAAUCCAUCAAGAGAAAUUUGCAACCAUAUUUACAAAACCAACUAGCACUAUAUACUGUACACACUAUCCCGUACUUAACCAGUUUGUGCAAGUCAAUUGAAGAUGUGAAAUAUAGGAUGAAGCAAUUCAAACCACCACCCGCUCAAUCAACGCUGAACCCGGAUUUGGCUUAUCAUAAACAUCAGAGAGUCAUUUCUCGCACAGCAGCCUUAAAUGUGCAAGAUACCGAAAUAUCAACCACGGAUCUUAGUGGGGGAAAUAACGAAAGUCAACUUCCACAAGCGAUGGCUCAAUUGGCAGUGACAACCUGUUGGAACUGCCAAAAUUCUGGUCACGUGGCAAGAGCAUGUGGUCAACCGAAACGUAUCCAUUGCUAUCGCUGUGGGAAACCAAACGUAACGUUACGCAAUUGCCCCUCAUGUUCGGGAAACGGCCAAGGGAGCCACUGAAAUCGGAUCGAUCAGUGAGCCCUAACCAAAAGAAAAAUACGAUCCCAUACUUAGAAAAAUUACGUCAGCUAAGAAAAUCAAUCACCACCAAAAUAAGUCCGGUUUUAGAUUUUAUAUUUUCACAUACGGAAGGUGAUGAGAGACCCUACCUAGAUGUUGAAGUUCUAGGUUACAAAAUCAAAGGCCUGUUAGACUCCGGUGCAAAUCGAAGUGUGGUAGGAAGCAAAGGAUUUCAAUUACUAACAUCUUUAGGAUUGCAACUUCAAAAAUCGAAAUCACAAGCUUGCACAUUUGCCAACCAGCAAACUUUCAACGUUACGGGAGUCCUGUCAGUCCCUAUGAGACUUCAGGAUAGAGUGAGAAUGAUCGAGGUAUUAGUCGUUCCUGAACUACAACAUAUCUUAAUCCUUGGAGUAGACUUCUGGGUCCAGAUGGAGAUCAUCCCAAAUUUGCGGAAGGGGGAGUGGAGUUUUAAUUCUCAGGAAGCACAUCCAACAGUGGUCGACUCCAUCUGUUCAACAGAAACGUUAACAAACGAUCAAAAACAGAGACUACAGGAACUCACCGAAAACUUCUUCUCAUCAACCAAUCCGAAACUUGGUUACACACAUUUAGUUGAGCACCAUAUAGUAACGACAGCACAGCCCAUCAAACAGAGAUACUAUCCUGUAUCACCGGCAGUCCAAGCGCAAAUUGAUAUCGAAUUGCAACAAAUGUUACAGCAGGACAUCAUAGAACGUUCAAAUUCUGCAUGGAGUUCCCCCAUUUUAUUGGUUAAAAAGAAGGACAAUACGUUCCGUUUUUGCGUAGAUUACCGGAAAUUAAAUGCCGUGACACGAAAGGACGCUUACCCAAUCCCGUUUAUUUCAUCGAUUCUCACGAAAUUAAGGGACGCCAAAUUUAUUACAUCCUUGGACGUCAAGUCGGCUUAUUGGCAGGUGCCAGUAGCGGAAGAAUCCAGGGAAUUCACAGCGUUUACAGUCCCGGGCCGUGGACUCUUUCAAUUUAAAAGAAUGCCAUUUGGUCUUACCAAUAGCCCAGCAACCUGGCAACGGUUGAUGGACCAAAUCUUCGGAGCCGAAUUAGAGCCAUACCUUUUUGUAUAUUUGGACGACAUCAUCAUCGUUACACCGACGUUCGAUCUUCACGUGGAUAUUUUGAAACAGGUAUUCGAAAGAUUAGCCACAGCAAAUAUUAAACUAUCUCAAGAAAAAUGCCAAUUCUGCAGGCAAGAACUGAAAUACCUGGGAUAUGUAGUUAACAGUCAAGGAUUACAUGUAGAUCCUGAAAAAGUCGAAGCCAUUCUAAAUAUACAAUCUCCGAGCAACAUC